ACUUCAGUCAUAGUCUGACCAGAGUUCAGCCCAAAUCAGCAGUCAGGAAAUCAGAGGUCGGCAAUGGAUACACAUGCAAUUUAUGGAACUUUGAUUUUUUAUUUGGCCAUUUUUGUUCCUCUUGUGGAGACUCAGGGAUAUGAUUAUUUUGAUGUGGAACCUUAUCAUUUAAUUGCCAAUGAUUGUCCAAAAGAAUGCUUUUGUCCUCAUAAUUUCCCACGUGCUUUGUAUUGUGAAAACAAAGGUCUGAAGGAAGUACCGCUUAUCCCAUCAAGAAUUUGGUACCUAUACCUGCAUAAUAAUGCUAUUGAGUCACUCAAAGAAAAAUCAUUUGCAAAUGCUACUGAACUAAGAUGGAUUACUCUAAACAAGAACAAGAUCACCAAUCAAAAUAUUGAUAAGAAUGUUUUUAAGAGUAUGAAAAAUUUGCUUUACCUAUUUUUAGAGGAUAAUGAUUUAGAAGGAGUUCCCGGACCAUUCCCAAGCAGCCUGGAGCAGCUUCGUUUGGUAAGGAACAAAAUCUCAAAGAUUCCUGAAGGUGUUUUUAGCAAUUUAGAAAACCUCACUUUACUGGACAUGCACCACAACAAGCUCACAGAUGGUUCCUUUCAAGCUGAUGCAUUAACAGGACUCAAGAGCCUGAUGCAGCUCAAUGUAGCAAAGAAUUCACUCAAGAAAAUGCCUUCAGGCCUUCCAUCUAACACUGUACAGUUGUACUUGGACAACAAUAACAUUGAGUCAAUCCCUAAUGACUACUUUAAUAAAAUACCCAAAAUCGCUUUUCUUAGGCUGAACUACAACAAAUUAUCAGAUGCUGGCAUACCAACUAAUGUAUUUAACAUAACGUCUAUGUUAGACUUACAAUUGUCAUACAAUGAACUGACAUCUGUGCCCGCUGUUAAUGGUCACCUGGAGCGUCUUCAUCUUGAUCACAACAAGAUAAAAAACAUAAGUGGAACAAUUAUCUGCCCUAAUGAAGUUAAAGAACCAUUUGACCCACAUUUUCCACAUGGACCUCGUCUCCGUUAUUUGCGCCUGGACGGAAAUGAAAUUCAGCCUCCAAUCCCACUUGACCUUAUCAUUUGCUUUAGACUUCUUCAAGCUGUAGUCAUUUAGGUAUUUGAGCUACUUCAAGCAAAAUAGAAUUAGAUCAACUUAAACUUUUACCAUUUACUCAGGUGACUUUUUUUGUAUAAAUUUUAAAGGUGAACUCUAAUACUUUUUUGCAAAGUUCAGUUUCCCCCCACUAGUAAAAAUGUGAGGCCACAAACCAUGGAUAUCCUCUACAUGCUCACAAAUGGAGCCACUGCUGUUACACUACUGCAGCACCUGGAUAGCUUUGGUUGAGCUUGAUGAUGUGUUCAAUCAGUGUCCAAAAAACAUACUCUAACGCUCUAAUAACAGAGCAGGUGUAGGACCAAAGUAAAUGACUAACCCGUGAACAGCACUAUUUUGGAUGAUGGGAUCCCUAUACUAGUUGGGAUGUUAGUGAUACAUUUAACUGAAAAAUUUAUGUUUAGAGUUCUCCUUUAAAAUUAGAUCUCAUUUAAACCUAAUUAAACAUAGAAACCUCUCAAUUCUCUUAACAAUAUACAGUAUUAUGACUUUCAUAUAUUAAUACAGGUUGAGUCUCCCUUAUCCAAAAUGCUUGGGACCAGAGGUAUUUUGGAUGUGGGAUUUUUCCGUAUUUUGGAAUAAUUGCAUACCAUAAUGAGAUAUCAUGGUGAUGGGACCUAAAUCUAAGCACAGAAUGCAUUUAUGUUACAUAUACACCUUAUACACAGAGCCUGAAGGUCAUUUUAGCCAAUAUUUUUUAUAACUUUGUGCAUUAAACAAAGUGUGUCUACAUUCACACAAUUCAUUUAUGUUUCAUAUACACCUUAUGCACACAGCCUGAAGGUCAUUUAAUACAAUAUUUUUAAUAACUUUGUGUAUUAAACAAAGUUUGUGUACAUUGAGCCAUCAAAAAACAAAGGUUUCAUUAUCUCACUCUCACUAAAAAAAGUCUGUAUUUCGGAAUAUUCCGUAUUUUGGAAUAUUUGGAUGUGGGAUACUUAACCUGUAUAGGAUUUUUUAUUGCAUUUUUGUAAAAUCUUUGUAGAAUUUCUUUAGGGUACUACUUACCAUGUUCUUAUAUUUAAAAAAGGAAUAAAAUAAAACGUAUACUGUUAAUGCAACUUGAAACUAAUUGACUAGGUGUUCUUAGUCUUGGUUUACAUGGAUACUAUGCAGUACCACAUUUAAUUUAACAGUAGAAUAAUGUCAAAGUAUACGUA
This is a messenger RNA of Pseudophryne corroboree (corroboree frog), 2276 nucleotides long. It is a transcript of the gene KERA, whose product is annotated as keratocan. The transcript is spliced from 3 exons. The record is from RefSeq and is a predicted model, not a curated record. Lineage: Eukaryota; Metazoa; Chordata; Amphibia; Anura; Myobatrachidae. Bases 64 to 1116 code for a protein of 350 amino acids. Gene Ontology annotation, molecular function: protein binding.